AUGUGGCCUAGAGCGCGCCGCCGUUGCUGUGCCGUGCUAGCAGCAACAACUGGGUUAUGUGGAGCUGACUUUCUAGCCCAAACACCUCACUGAAAAAAAUACAUUAUAUACAGCUACACGCAUUUUGUACACGCCUGUACCUGAGUCAACAUGCCUCCGAAGAAACCCGCCCCGGCCGCGGGAAGUAAAAAAACUCAAGAGAAGAAAAAGGAAAAGAUUAUUGAGGACAAGACGUUUGGCUUGAAGAACAAGAAAGGAGCCAAACAGCAGAAGUUCAUCAAAAACGUUACUCAGCAGGUCAAAUAUGGACAACAAAGUGCCAGACAGACUGAGUUAGAUAAGACUGGUAAGAAGAUUGAUAAGAAGAAGGAGCUGGAAGAACUCAAUGAGCUUUUUAAACCUGUAGUCGCUGCCCAGAAAGUCAGCAAAGGUGUUGAUCCAAAGUCGGUGCUGUGUGCGUUCUUCAAGCAGGGCCAGUGUACUAAAGGAGACAAGUGCAAGUUCAGCCAUGACUUGUCGAUGGAGAGGAAAUGUGAGAAGAGAAGCGUCUACGUGGACGAAAGAGAUGAAGACCUGGAGAAAGACACUAUGGACAACUGGGAUGAGAAGAAGCUGGAGGAGGUGGUCAACAAAAAACACGGAGAGGCGGAGAAGAAGAAAGCCAAAACUCAAAUUGUGUGUAAGUACUUCUUGGAUGCCAUAGAGAACAAUAAGUACGGCUGGUUCUGGGUGUGUCCAGGAGGGGGCGACACUUGCAUGUACCGGCAUGCCCUGCCACCUGGCUUUGUACUGAAAAAAGACAAGAAGAAGGAGGAGAAGGAGGAAGAGGUCUCACUGGAGGAGCUGAUAGAGAAGGAGCGUGCAGCUCUGGGUCCAAACGUGACUCGGAUCACCCUGGAGACUUUCCUGGCUUGGAAGAAGAGGAAAAGGCAGGAGAAGGUGGAUAAAGCCAGGGAGGAGAUGGAGAAGAAGAAGGCUGACUUUAAGGCUGGAAAAUCGCUAGUGGUGAGCGGCCGAGAGGUGUUCGAGUUCCGCCCUGAGCUGGUUGAUGAUGACGACGCUGAGGCUGACGAUACUCGAUACGCCAACGAGGAUGAAGAAGAUGAGGAGGAAGAGAUUGGCACUACAGAGGUCCAGGACAUAGACUUAUCCCGCUUUGUUCCACAAGAGGUCGACAAUACAGGCAUUACCGUAGCAUCCACAGACCGGUUCAGCUUGAGGAAUAAGACGGGGGCAUCGGAAACAAACGAGGAGCAGCUGAACGGAGCUUGUGGCGGCGCCGAGGCCAACGGACUUUCAGGAGUGGACGGAGGUGGAGAAGGGGGAGGAGGGACGGAUGAAGAGGAGGUGCCUGUGGACGAAAACCUGUUCACGGGAGAAGAUCUGGAGGAGCUCGACGAGGAAUUUAACACACUGGCGCUGGAAGAUUGAGAGGGUCGCCGGAGGUGGAAGUUAGGACGGGACUAAGUGGCGAAGUGAUGGACUGAUGGAUGCAUGGAGCUAAACAACAAAGAGACCAGACAUUUGAAUGAUUUUACAUUUCAGAGACUCCCGUAAUAAAGCCUGAUUAUAUCAAGACAUCACUGCCUGUCUCUCUUCCCCAUCCCCCCACACACACAUCCAUUUGUUCUGGGGUGAUCAGGUUUCCACAGCAGAGCUAAGUGUGUCACAGUCGAAUGUUUCCACUGGAAGAGAACUUGGUGGUUUUUGUGCACUUUUUGUUGCUUGACAAACUUCCUUGUUUAUCCUGACAUUUGCUUUAAACAUUUAGGCUUCGAUUUCUUCUGUUUAAUCAGAAUUUAAUAUUAAAAUGAUUUUAGGCCAGUUGUAAGGGAUUUUCAAAAUGAAAGCACUAUGUGUACUAUGAGACAGGACUUCAGCAAAUCUAAUUUUAGCGAUGGAGUUUUCUAGUCAAAGUGGGAGAUGAACGGGAGUGAUUCUGUUUUAAGAAAAAUCUGUUCAGAGCUUCAACCAUGCCAAAAAUCGACGCUAUACAUUGAAGACGCACUUUUGUCAUCCCUGCAGACGUUGUUUUCCUUCAACAGAUCCGUUGUCUCGUUCGGCCGAGGUGGUAGCUCUGCUGAAAAAUCUCGUGUUGUGGAAAUUUCCUGCAACUUUCCGAGGAAGGAAAGGUCCAGACCUCGCUUCUCAGUCAUUGGCCCAAUCUACUGACACCAGAUUUGUGCCCGUUUGCCAGCCUGGUAUUGUAAAUAAUAUUCUCAUGAGUUGCCUCCAAACAGAAUAAAAUGACUGUACACCCAG
Messenger RNA from Mugil cephalus (flathead mullet), 2262 nucleotides. RefSeq names its product zinc finger CCCH-type containing 15 (gene zc3h15). Gene Ontology annotation, biological process: cytoplasmic translation. NCBI's taxonomy places the organism in Eukaryota, Metazoa, Chordata, Actinopteri, Mugiliformes, Mugilidae. The coding region runs from base 151 to 1431 and encodes 426 amino acids. The transcript has 11 exons. The record is from RefSeq and is a predicted model, not a curated record. Gene Ontology annotation, cellular component: cytosol. Gene Ontology annotation, molecular function: mRNA binding; metal ion binding.